Molecule: messenger RNA, 1657 nt
Organism: Cotesia glomerata
Lineage: Eukaryota; Metazoa; Arthropoda; Insecta; Hymenoptera; Braconidae
Product: short/branched chain specific acyl-CoA dehydrogenase, mitochondrial
Exons: 8
Coding region: 254-1498 (414 amino acids)
Cellular component (GO): mitochondrion
Molecular function (GO): acyl-CoA dehydrogenase activity; flavin adenine dinucleotide binding
Source: RefSeq, a predicted model, not a curated record
AUCGUCUUGAUGAAUUCAUUAUUCGCCCAACCAACCAGUAUCUUAAGAGUUGACUUGCUUUGGUAUUUUUUUUUAUUAUAUAACAACCAGUUUGGUUGCCCUCGCCGAUCAGUCCCACUCCAGCAAUGUAAAUCGCUUCUGAAUAUUUAAUAUUAUAUUAUUUAUUAGUCCACUUAGUCUCACCAACUGAUUCGUUUCAUACUCACCCAUAGAUCUCGCGGUUUCUUAAUUUUAAUUUUAUUUUUUAUUAAUCAUGAACGCUCUUAAAACACUUUUAAGAAAACAACCACAAAAAUGGAUAAAAAAAAGAAAAUUCCAUAUGACCGCAUCUGUAUUAGACCAUACCCGAGGACCUUUGACCCAAUUCACAGAGGACGAAGUAAUGAUGAAAGAGACUGUCGCUAAAUUGGCUAAGGAGCAAAUAGGACCGCUGGUUAAGAAAAUGGAAAAAGAAGGAAAGAUUGAUGACGGGGUUCUGAAGCAAUUAUUUGAUAAUGGACUAAUGGGACUAGAAAUAUCAUCGGAUUACGGUGGUAGUAGUUGCAAUUUCAUGACAACAAUUCUAGCAGUUGAAGAACUGGCCAAAGUUGAUGGAUCAGUAGCUGCAUUGGUUGACAUCCACAACACACUAGUUAAUUCACUGAUAAUAAAAGUAGGAAAUGAAGAGCAGAAAGCUAAAUACUUGCCUAAAUUAGCCCAGGAAUUUCCGGGAAGUUUUUGUCUGACCGAACCAGGAGCUGGCUCAGACGCGUUUUCACUGAAAACAGAAGCAAAAAAAGACGGUGAUCAUUACAUAAUUAACGGCACGAAGAUGUGGAUUUCAAACUCUGAUCUUGCUGGAGUAUUCUUAGUUUUCGCAAACGCGAAUCCGUCGGAUGGAUAUCGUGGAAUUACGACAUUUUUCGUGGAUCGCAGCAUGCCAGGCGUAUCCGUAGGUAAACCAGAAGACAAAUUAGGAAUAAAAGCCUCAGGAACGUGUAUGGUGCACUUUGAGAACGUUCGAGUACCUGCGGAGAAUAUUUUAGGACAAUUUGGGCAUGGUUAUAAAUACGCAGCGGGUUUUUUAAACGAAGGACGUAUCGGUAUUGGCGCUCAAAUGAUUGGUAUUGCUCAAGGAUGUCUUGAUGCAACUAUUCCGUACACUCUUGAACGUAAACAGUUUGGAAGUGAUAUUUUCUCAUUUCAAUCGAUGCAACAUCAAAUAGCCCAAGUAGUAACAGAUUUAGAAGCUGCAAGAUUAUUGGUUUAUAAUGCAGCAAGAAUGGUUGAAGCUAAACAAGAUUUCGUGAAAGAAGCUGCGAUGGCUAAACUUGUUGCUUCAGAAACUGCAUUAAAAGUAACAGCCAAGUGUAUAGACUUCAUGGGCGGUGUAGGUUUCACAACUGAUUUUCCGCAAGAAAAAUACUUCCGUGACUGUAAAAUCGGGACAAUUUAUGAAGGAACAAGCAAUAUGCAAUUAUCAACAAUUGCUAAACAGAUCCGCAAAGCAUACUCAUAAAAAGGUCGAUGCUAAAAAAAUGAAUGAUUUAAAUAAUUAUUAAUUAUAAAAUAUAAAAUGCAUUUUGUAUCUCAUAUAAUAGUAUAAUACGUAAAAAUUUAUUGCAAUCUACAUACUAUUUUCUUUAUACACAUAAUAAAACUGCAUUUGAAUAAUAAA